AUGCGCUUGUCGCUCAGUACGGGCCAUGAUGCGAAAGACCUCGCGCCGCAUACCCCGACCUCGAUGUCGAGUCUGACGCCCCCGGUUACGCCGAUAGCAAAGGAUGCCAACGACCCAGAACGAUCGAUCCCAAGCCCACUGGAAGACACCGUCAGCGAGACAAGCGCCUCCCUUUUGAAUUAUCGCGCAAUUGAUACUCCACUUCGUUUCACCGAUGAUCUAGAGAUAUGUCAUGGUCAAGAUGGUCGCCCGGUCGAGUUUGGCCGUGGCGCUUGGAGUAUAGUAUACAAGGCACAAUCUGCGGCAUCCCCGGCGGGCCCGAUCUACACUCCUCCAAGUUCACCCAUCAUUCCCAGCCGAGUGUUUGCAGUCAAGGCUCCGUUGCGCCGGGACGCACAUCAAAUCCUCCAAGCAGAAGCUCUCACCUUGACCCGUCUUAAUUUGACUCCUGGCUUUGAGAACCACGUGGUGCCAUUUUAUGGCCUGCAUUCCGAUUCGAAGGCCCUGGUCAUGUCUCCAAUUCCUCUAGCCCUAUCGACCUAUAUUGAAGAUCAGGCCGAUCUCAUGCGUAGGGGCCAGUCAACCACAUUAACGAUGUUCGACCCCGUCCAGGGCGUCGACUCAUGGCGUGACAUGGCGCGCAAGUUGAUCAGCAGUCUUGCAUGGCUCCAUAAUACAGCGGGAAUCAUUCACGGAGACAUCAAGCCUCACAAUAUUCUGCUUCGUUGCAUCCCGGCCGAGGAGUCCAGUACGGAAGCCAGUGCCUUCCCAUACGAGCCUCUCCUGGCGGACUUUUCCUCUGCCUUUGAUAUCCCCUCGGACUCGAUGGCAAAGCCGGAUCCUAGCCGCACAUCCAUGUCUGCCUUCACACCACCGUUCACAGCCCCAGAACUUCUCUCCCUGGCAUCUUUGAAAUCAGGCGAUGUAGCGCCCACCUCGGCCUCGGAUGUAUUCUCCCUUGCUGCAACUUUAACUGCGGCUGCUACGGGUGACUUGCUGUUGUACCCAGGAUCCAGCUCCAUGCAGCGCCUGGCUAUGGCGCGCGACGGCCACCAAAUCCUCGAAUUCACGCGGGCUGGCUUGAAUGGCUGCCGAGUGCCUCGCAAAGGUGGCGUGGAGAAGCUGAUUCUUCCGGCCGUGGCCAAGGAUCCGACGCGGCGGAUUUCAACCCAAGACUGGCUUGUCUUAGCUUCAACUUAA
This is a messenger RNA of Penicillium macrosclerotiorum, 1200 nucleotides long. RefSeq names its product protein kinase domain-containing protein. Gene Ontology annotation, molecular function: protein kinase activity; ATP binding. Gene Ontology annotation, biological process: protein phosphorylation. The record is from RefSeq and is a predicted model, not a curated record. NCBI's taxonomy places the organism in Eukaryota, Fungi, Ascomycota, Eurotiomycetes, Eurotiales, Aspergillaceae. The transcript has a single exon. Bases 1 to 1200 code for a protein of 399 amino acids.